Messenger RNA from Saccostrea cuccullata (small rock oyster), 1269 nucleotides. RefSeq lists its product as uncharacterized. NCBI's taxonomy places the organism in Eukaryota, Metazoa, Mollusca, Bivalvia, Ostreida, Ostreidae. The transcript has a single exon. Gene Ontology annotation, biological process: DNA integration. Gene Ontology annotation, molecular function: nucleic acid binding. The record is from RefSeq and is a predicted model, not a curated record. The coding region runs from base 1 to 1269 and encodes 422 amino acids.
AUGUCAAGAAACUCUAGUGUCAAUCAUGGUAGCAGAAUCCGGAGCCUUGAUCCAUUUUUGGAUGCUGGACGUUUGCGAGUCGGUGGUCGUUUACACAAGUCAAGUUUUCCAGGGGAGAUGAAACAUCCAGUGAUUUUACCAAAAGAUCAUCAUGUGUCCACUCUAAUUCUUGAACAAAUUCAUCAGGAUUUAUUACACAGUGGCAGAAAUCAUAUGCUAGCAAAGUUGAGAGAACGUUACUGGCUUAUCCAUGCUCCAUCUGCAAUUCGAAAAGUCGUAUCAAAAUGUGCUACUUGUAGACGACAGAGAUCUAAGGUCGGAGAGCAAAAGAUGGCAAGUUUGCCCAAAGAUCGUAUUAUCCCAGACGAACCACCAUUUAGCAGAGUUGGUGUGGAUUACUUCGGACCAUUUGAAGUCAAAGUGAAACGGAGUCGUGUGAAACGCUACGGUGUUAUAUUCACUUGCUUAGCUAGUCGUGCAGUGCAUCUAGAGAUAGCAGCUUCGUUGGAUACAGAUUCCUACAUAAAUGCACUACGUCGUUUCAUAGCAAGAAGAGGACAAGUAAAGAAAAUGCGUUCUGACAACGGAACUAACUUUGUUGGUGCCAAACGUGAACUUAAAAAAUCCAUACAAGAAUGGAACCAAGCACAGAUCCAAUCUGCGAUGUUGCAAAAGAACGUAGACUGGCAGUUUAACCCACCAGCUGGAUCACACUACGGGGGAGCCUGGGAGAGGUUAAUUAGAUCUAUUCGUAAAGCCAUGAAUAGUGUACUAAAGGAGCAGACACUUGAUGAUGAAGGACUUCAUACUCUAAUGUGUGAAAUUGAAUAUACAUUCAACGACCGACCAAUAACAAAAAACACGGAUCAACACGGUGACUUGGAGCCACUUACUCCAAACCAUUUGCUUUUGAUGAAGAGGAAACCUAAACUUCCUCCAGGAGUCUUCGAUAAGACAGAUCUGUACCACAGACGCCGUUGGAGACAGAUACAAUAUAUGGCCAACCUGUUCUGGCAUCGUUGGGUACGCGAGUACUUACCACUUCUCCAGGAACGACAAAAAUGGCAUGAUAUCAAGAGAAACUUUCAAAUCGGUGAUAUUGUGUUAGUUGUAGAUUCGAACGCCCCAAGGAACUCUUGGCCGAUGGGAGUUGUGCAUGAGACGAUUCCCGACAGAAAUGGACUCGUGCGUCAGGUGAAAGUGAAAACCGCAACAAACAUUCUAACGCAACCUGUCGACAAACUGUGCAUGAUCCUAGAAAUGGACUAA